Molecule: messenger RNA, 780 nt
Organism: Acanthosepion pharaonis
Lineage: Eukaryota; Metazoa; Mollusca; Cephalopoda; Sepiida; Sepiidae
Source: the annotation of a GenBank genome assembly
AUGACGUUUAGAAAUCCUAAUUCCCGUAUUCCUCAUUCCUUUAUUCUUCAAAUCUUUAUUCCUUAUUCCCUUUCCUCAUUCCAUUAUUCCCUUAUUCUUAAUUCCUCUAUUCCCUUAUUGCCAAUUCCUUUAUACUAUUUCCUUAUUCCUUAUUUCUAUUCCUUAUUCCUUAAUUACUAUUAUUCCCUUAUUCACUUAUUCUCUUAUUACACAUUCAUUUAUUCUAUUCCUUUAUUUCUUAUUAUCAUUCCUUAUUCAACAAUUCCUAGUCCUCAUUCUCUUAUUUUCUCAUUCUCUUAUUCACUUAUUUUUCAUUCCCUUAUUCCUUAUUCCCAUUCUCUUAAUCUUCCCAUAAUUAUUCUUAUUCCUUUAUUUCUUUAUUUAUUCCCAUUCCUUAAUUCUUAUCCCCCAAUUCCUCGUCCUCAUUCCUUUAUUCCUCAUUCCCUCAUUCCAGAAUCCCUUUAUUCCUUUAUUCCUCAUUCCAGAAUCCCUUUAUUCCUUUUUCCUCAUUCCUCAUUCCAGAAUCCCUUUAUUCAUUCCCUCAUUAAUCCUUUAUUCCUUUAUUCCUCAUUCCCUCAUUCCAGAAUCCCUUUAUUCCUUUAUCCCUCAUUCCAGAAUCCCUUUAUUCCUUUAUUCCUCAUUCCCUCAUUCCAGAAUCCCUUUAUUCCUUUAUUCCUCAUUCCCUCAUUCCAGAAUCCCUUUAUUCCUUUAUUCCUCAUUCCCUCAUUCCAGAAUCCCUUUAUUCCUCAUUCCCUCAUUCCAGAAUUUUUUUUUCUUUGA